Molecule: messenger RNA, 585 nt
Organism: Equus caballus (horse)
Lineage: Eukaryota; Metazoa; Chordata; Mammalia; Perissodactyla; Equidae
Source: RefSeq, a predicted model, not a curated record
AUGGGUAAUAGUACCAUAUUGACAGUAAUCUGGGUGGAACAAUCACUUCAUGAACCCAUGUACAUUUUUCUUUCCAUGCUGGUAGUCAGUGACCUGGGUCUCUGUGCCACCACCUUACCUACAAUGUUUAAGCUUUACUUGUUCAAUGUUCGUGAAAUAGACUUUGAUGCAUGCCUUGCCCAGAUGUCCUUUAUCCACAUCUUCUCCAUGAUAGAGUCAGGUAUCCUACUGUCUAUGGCUUUUGACCGCUAUAUAGCCAUAUCCAAUCCUCGCAGAUACACUGCCAUCCUGAACAGUUCUACCAUUGUAAAAAUUUCUGUAGGGUUUGUGUUCCAGGCCAUCAUUAAUCUCAUCCCAGCCCCUGUCCUCAUUAAGCAUCUCAAAUUUUGUGAAGCCAAUGUACUUUCCCAUCCUUACUGUUUACACCCAGAUAUUAUUAAGCUUUCCUGCUCUGACCACCAUAUUAACAGCUUCUUAGGACUCACUGUCAUUAUUAUCACAUUUGGAGUUGAUUCUGUGCUUAUCCUGUUCUCCUAUGUGAAGAUCCUGACAACAGUUGUGGGUAUCGCCUCCCAGGAAGAAUGA